AUGGAUUUUGACGAGUACGACUACUUGGAGAAGACGGUGGAGGACCCCGAGCUGCCGAAGAAGGAGCCGCCGCCAUCCAACGGGGCUCGCUCAGACGGGGGCGAGAAGGGCAGGAGUUCGAAGGGGCGGCCGGGCGAGGAUGAACGUGACGCCAAGCGGCCAUCCAGUCGGGCGAGAGGAGAGGAUGAGGGUGCUGCGCGGGGCCGCGACAGGAGUCAGGGUAGGAGCGCCUCCCGUCAGCGUUCUCCCACCGAGCAUGCGUCGGGGGGGAACCACGAGAGGCCUGAAAAGGACAGGCAUAGGAGUGGGGGGGAGCAUAGGGACAGGGACAGGGACGAGAGGAGCGGGAAAGGCAGGGAAGCGGACAAAGACCGAGGGAGAGAUAUGGAGAGGAACCGAGAGAGGAUACGGGAACGGAAUCGGGAGACAGAGUCGGAGAGGGAUAGGGAACGUGACAUGUCACGGCGCAGCAGGAGUCACCCUGGAAGACAGCGUGACGAGGAGCGUGAUAGGCCCAAGGAAAGGGAGUUCAGAGAACGGGAGAGGGCACCGAGAGUUCAGGAGAUGAGGGAUAGGGAGCCGGCUGGCAGGUAAAACUUGCAUAACUCUUUGCUGACGAAUCUUCUUUUAUGUUGACCUUGGUAGCCCAUGUGUUUGACUUUCAGUUUCUCAUGGGAAUUGUGAAGCAGGAAUAAUCAAUGCUGACGUGCGCUCUAAUGUGAUAUUUGAAUUGCCUCCUGCGUAGACGAUAAAAAUCCGAAUGUGGUUUAUUUAGUUUCAGUUUUAUAAUACUGCAUAUGCAGCUUGGUUUUAAUGGUUUUCAGAUGGAGAUGUAUCGAUACUUCGUUUCGAUAUCCCAUGAUAUUGAUAUAAAGUAAUUAUGUUGGGCGGCUGUUUUUUUGUGUAUCUAUAUACUUGGAAUAAUGUUGUCUUCUAUCCUUUAUUGUUGAUAUGUAAUCGUCCUAUAAUUGAUUGGUGCUUUCAGCCAUUGCUUUGACAAGCUUUUGCUCUCACGCAGGCGUUAUAAAGAGAAGAAAGAAGAUGGUACAGAGCCUGAAGCCGACCCAGAGAGGGAUCAGAGAACUGUAUUUGCCUACCAGGUUUAAUGAUGAACUCUUACUGGACGUCGUGUGUUUUAUUCGCGUUUUUAUUGUGCUAGGUUCAUGUUCUAAUCACGCCUUCAUGAUUGCUGACUUUGUCCAUUGCUGUUUUUGGCAGAUUCAUCUAAAAGCUGACGAAAGAGAUGUUUAUGAAUUUUUCUCUAGGGCUGGAAAGGUGAGCUCUGCAAUACUUUUACUCAACCAUUCAAGAUGAGCUAUUUUCUUGAGUCUUAUACUUUUGUGGAUAAAUGUGGUUUAUUUCCUCUCUUCUCUGGUUGAUAUUAUUGGCGCAUAGCUUCUUCAAUUUCAUGCAAAACGGCGAAAACCAGAGAAAGAAAAAUAGUCAAUUACCAGACGAACAUGACCCAUAGAUCUCAUGUUCUGAUGGCACUCGAUCAUGUAUUUUAAGUUAUCUUUGUUGCCUAUAUGGCUAAUGCAUCGAGCCCACUGAAAAUGGGAAUGCUUUGUGAUUUUCCGCAUUGCAUAGUACGCAGUCUGGUUGAUCAUCCCUGGUUCUCAUGACCUACGAUGAUCAACUCAUUAUAUAAUUCUAACAUUCAGUAACUGAUGCAAAAUGAAAACUGGCCAUGCUGCUAGAUUUUGUAUUCGGGCAUCACAGUCACUACUAUUUAAUAACUAUGACACUCUCAUGCCAUAAGGAUUUGGUCCCGCUAAGCUUGCUACUGUGGCAUGACAAUUCCUCCCCACAUGCACUCGAACGCUGCCAAGUGCAUGGCACUGGGGAUUUUUCUUUUGGGCACCUCUCUUGUCAUCAUCAAGACAUGCAAGAUGCUGAAAAAGAUAUUGAGUUUUCAAUGGUCAGUGAUGCCGUUGGCCACAUUUGGACCCUCUGUAUUUUCGUGUCCAGUGAAGUUUCCAGCAAUUAUACAUUCCUGGUACCGUUAGAGCUAUCAGCAAGGUGGCCGCCUGCAUCUUCCAGCUUCCAAGUUCUAAAUGGGGCUGGUUUGUCGAGUAUGAUGGCCCCAACGUGCUGCAAACUCUCAAAUGUGUGUAAGUUUUCUGGACUUUGCGGGGCCGUUCCAAAACAGAGCUGAUCUGGCACAUACUACUGGCUCGUUAGCGACUCAUUUAAAGCACAGUCUAGAUCAGUAAAGCCACUUCAUAUCGUGACACUAUUAUGCCUUGAUUCUGCCCAUCUUUGGGCUCGCUGAACGCCAGUUAGCCAAUUUUCUCCUCCUGUGUGCUGCACCUCGCUGCCAUAAGUUUUACCCUAAUGAAGUGUUCCCAAUUACGAACGAAAUUUCGAAACUUUGAGGAGAAUUGAGGAUGCUACAUAAUCUCUCUGAAAUCUGAGAAUUCGAUAUAUUUUCUUUCCUAGCUAUCAGUCUUGAUGAAUGUCCCCACCGAUCCUUUGAAUUUUCCUUUUUUUACAGUGAUGGGGGAUACAUAUUAAUCAAAGCUUGAGUCUGUGGAAACGGGUUGGAUUCAUUUCUACUUAAUACUGCCCCAUUCUCAACUUGACGCUCACAGUUCUAACUGGCAGAUUGCAUGAAAAGGAAGGUUGGCCUGGUGGACUGAGGUUCACAAUGGUUAUGAUCAAGAACCUUGGUGCCUGCACAAAUCUUAGAAUAGCAGCAUACUGUGGGCCAUGUGCCAUGUGCCAUGUGCCAUGCCACUUUGGGUAUUGAUCCGUCCCUGAUCGUACAGAAAUGAAGCAGUCACACAUUGUUGUGCAGAUUGUAAACUUGAGGCAAGUGUGUCUGCGCAGAUUUCCUGUGCACAUUGUUAGGACGUUGUGCAUUCAGUGCAUACUCGGCGAGUGAAGCAUUCAUGCAUGGUAAAUUCGUAAUGGAUGAGCGUGGGAGAUUGUUCAAGGGCCAAAGGUGUUAAAAAGUUUAUGCGCCAAUCCUUUUUGAUUGACCCUUCUCUCCAUAGCCUUUUGUGAACCUAGUUUCUUGAUAGCCUUUUGUGAACCUAGUUUCACGUGAAUACAUCCCCUUUAGGUCACCUGUGCUUGGUGUCGGAGUAGUAAGCGUGCAAAUGCUAUCAUCAGGAAAACCCUCAGGUACGAGGUUGGCCCUGUGAUACGCAACCUCUGGCAAGUCUUUUGCUUCUCUCUGUUGCAAACAACUCAUCCGCUUCUACUUCCUGUCAGAUUGUUCAAGACUCUUCAUGCCUGUAUUCCCUCCAGAAUCAACGACUUUACCGUGAGGUAUAUCUUGAUGUGUUCAGUGACAGUGUAGAUAAUUGUAAUUAAAACUGAACUAUUUCUUUUCGAGGUUUAGAAGAAUUAUCUUGAAAUUUUAUAAAAUAACAGAUGCUAAAAUAUGCUGAUUUUGGAGGGUAUAUUCUUUUGCGGUUUGGUUCCAGUUACUGUGAGAUCUAUUGUUUGUGUCUAUUUUUUAUGAUCUAGUAUUUUUACACUUCACGACAUUUUAUACAGAGAUUAUUACGAAUUUUAUCUUUUGAUUUACAUAGUAUAGUAUUGAAAAUAUAGAUAUCCAGGAUGGCAGAAUAAAAUGUAAGCCUUCCCCGUGGAUUACAUAAUCGAUGUGACAGCAUUGUAUUUUAACUGUGUCAUGGCUUAAAUCUCUGCUCUCUGUCCAAUGCUGGUCACUCAGUACAAAUUAGGCAAUGGGUACAGACCAGAGCUAGUGAUGUAGUAACCCAUAUUUUUGGCUGUUUUAGAAAUAUGAAUUCUACUCUGUAUCUGAAGCUCGUUUUGCUAGGUGCGAAUUUUUGUGUCUAUAUGGAAAAAAAAUUCUGGGUGAGAUGUAUACUUGUUUGUGUCUUUUUCAACCACGUAUACUAUCAUAAUGUUAGACUUGAAACGUAGUUCUGACGGAUGUUCCAUUUGCCAAGUAUGAAGGAACUAGAUAUGUGCAAAAGGAGGGUGAUAAUGCUGAGGAGAAUGGUUUGGAGGUAAAAUUAUUGAAAUUGAGAACGUGGAUUUAGAGAUCACAUCUGUAGGACAGGGGGAACCUGAUUACUUGCACUAGGUAUGAUUGAUAGUUCAGGGUCCUGGCGAGGUAGGUGGGAGACACGAAAAGUAAUGGUCUUCGGGGAAGAAGGUGCGACCCAAGAAAAUCUAGCCAGAAGUGACCACAUUUGAUUUAGAAAGUUCUAGGUUGAUAGAAGUAGCUGACGGAGUCCAUGGGCGAAUUGAAUCGUAUGUAAUCCAAGCAUUGCAUAAAAAUGGCAUUGUAUUUAUUUAUCGUGUGGUGUUUGCUAAUGAUUCAUUACUAUGGUAAUGGACUUGUUUUUUGAUUGUUGGUUUUACUUUGUCUUUUGUUGUACUCUUCUGGGAUUAAACGUAUUCAUCUUAUUUUUGGUUCAGCAUUUUCUGUUUCUGACAUGUUUAUUCUUAUGUCAGAUAUCUUCUCGUGAAUGACCUGCUUUUUGGGAUUUAGACCUAAUGUCCCCCUUUCCCUGCUCACUUUGUAGGUGCUGCUGCAGUUUGGAAAAAAAUGAGCUUUGACUAGAGGUUGAUAGCCAGUCGAUAUUCGUUUUAUAUCACUGGGGAUCUUUAGGAUUCAUAUCAACCCCCAGAUUUCUGGGAUGAGGCUUUUAAUUUAUAGAUUAUCUAUUCGCCUUCUCUGUGCAUAACUGGUCCUUUUUUGGAGAGAUAUACUUCUUGGUCUCCAAUUUCAUUUUUUUCUUCUUUUUAAAUUUUCUGCUGAUGUUUAGUGUCUUAAUAGUUGACAAAAUCUUGUGCAAUAGUUUUUCUCUUGCCUGCUCGUUUUACUUGGGAACUGUUUUUUCCCUUCUAGAAGUGGGUUUGUAACGCUGGUUUUCUGGCUCACUGAAACUCUAUGAAACCAAAAACGGCCGCUUUUGUGAUGUUCUUUAGAAUUUGUAUGUUCGAUCUUCGUUUUUAUUGUGGAUCGUGUUGAAGAAGGCGAGCCGUGAUUCUCAUAUGCCUAGAUGUGUUCAAUCGUUUAUGAAGAUUGGGAGUUUAUAUACGGUGAAUUUAAUGGUGCACUUAAAACGUGACAGGCAAUCAUAUAGGCUGCCUCUCAUCGUGCUAGUAUAUCUAUAGAGUUUCUAUGUGACGGAACAACAUUGUUGUAAGUUGAAACAUUCAAAAAAAAGCUUACGAUUUUUGCCCAGUCAUCCUAAUGAUGGUCGGUCAUAUUUUCUAUUUCUAGGUGCGCGAUGUCCGCCUCAUUAUGGAUCGCAACUCAAGACGCUCAAAGGGAGUUGGGUAUAGUUUCUUUCUCUGUUUACCUUGUUUCUGGACGUCAUUUUGUUUUCUAUUUGACGUGUGAACAAAAUUAUUAAUGCCUCUAAAAAACCAUCAGUUAUCUAAACGAUCCUAUAGUUCUUUUUUAUAGAUGAUUGUGUUUACUUAAUUGUUUUAUUUGCUGUGAAUUUCCAGUCCACUGGAUACAGCUGUUUCCCGCUGCCCAUUCAUCUUUCAGUAUUGACUGUUUUUUAUUGAAUUAAUUGGUCACCUACAACGCACUGCUUUUUAGCAUUCUGAAUAUUUUCAUUAUAUAUUUUACUUUUUCUUUGUAGUUUCCUCUGAAGGAUUCUGGUCUUCUAGAUUGACUACAAAUAGAUCUUUUUAUCACUUUCAGCUACAUCGAAUUUUAUGAUGUGAUGUCAGUUCCAAUGGCAAUUGCAUUGAGUGGCCAGCUGCUUUUUGGUCAGCCUGUUAUGGUGAAACCUUCAGAGGCGGAGAAGAAUCUCGUUCAGUCAAACACAGCUGCAGCUUCCUCUGGUGGAGCCCGUAGAUUGUAUGUUGGCAAUCUUCACCUAAGCAUGACUGAAGAGCAACUUCGACAGGUGAUAUUCAGUAGUAGACGUUCACUUCCUAUUGUACAACUGUCCUGCAUGUUUGUCUUCUAAACUUUUACUUAAGAAAUAGGCAGCUGAUUUUUAUUAUUUUUGGUUAGAGGCUUUCUAUUGACAUUUUACUUAUUUAUGUUUGUCUAGGUGUUUGAGCCAUUUGGUCAGGUGGAGUUGGUGCAGUUGCCUCUUGACCCAGAGACACUAAAAUGCAAGGGCUAUGGCUUUAUACAAGUGGGUAUAUCUUAUUAAAUUAAUUUCAUUUAUAUCGGCUUUAUCCUGUGUUGAUUGUUUGAUUCCUGCAGUUUGCGCGCCUUGAAGAUGCCAAAGCUGCACAGAACCUGAAUGGGCAACUGGAAAUUGCCGGCAGAGUUAUCAAGGUAUCUGUGCUUAAGAUCAUGAAUAAGCUCUCCCUAUAUUCACCACAAGAAGAUAAUCCUACUUGAUGAUUUCCUAACCCUUUGGAUUUUAGGUUUCUGCCGUUUCUGACCAACCUGGUGUGCAAGAUAAUGGGGCAAAUACUGGCGAUUUCGAUGAUGAUGGAGAUUUGGUUUGUCUGACUCUGCUCUGCACUUUUCUAUUUAUAAGCCACUGGAUUGGUUCUGUUGGGUUGGCGGCAUUUAGGACCCUUAACAUUUGAUGCAUUUUAGAGAUGAUGCAAUCUGGAAACUGGUCGCAUGAACUCAUGAAUUACAAACGAUAACCAGCUCUUGCAUAUGCUUGUUCGGCUGAAAAAUGAGUAGAUUUUGUAUCCUCUUAGUAAUUCACGAAUGAAAGUGCAUUUCUGAAAACUAGGCGUCUUUGUGGAAAACCAGUGAAGAGACUCUUUUUACGGUGUUCGUGAGAAGAAAUAGCAUCUUUUAAGCUGGAAAAUAUUUUGAAUUUAAACAUUGGGGAAUGGGACAUGCUAAACUCUUAUGUUAUUAGUCAGACCGUCUUUGGCUCUAUUCCUCGUCUAUGGUAUGGGCGUAUAUCUGUUGAAAACGUUCAAGUUUGAUCUAGAUGGAUUUUAUUCUGACGUUCUCUGCUUUUUUCUUUUUUUUUUUGAAGGCCCUGAAUGCUUGUUCUAGAGCACUUCUUAUGCAGAAGCUGGACCGCAGCGGCAUGACAACAAGGUUGCUAUUCUCUCGAGAUCUGAUUUUCCUUGCAUUCUUCAAGUUCCAACGAAUCUCGUGUUCUUCUUGUUCUCUGGGUCCCUUGCCCACGGUCAGUUCUUCUUCUACAUGUCAACUUCUCUUUUUCUCCCCAGUGCUGGUAGUUCGCUCAUCCCAUCGGGUGCCAAUGGGGUUGCGCUUGGUGCACCGCCAACAUCAAUUCUGGGGAUCCCGUCAGGGAUAGCCUCUCUGGUGCAACCUUCACUGGUCGGACUACCACUCCCAGGCUCUGGUCUACCCGUUAUGCCCGCGGCAGUACAACAGGCUGAUCCAAUCGGGGUCCCUAGUGAAUGUCUGAUGCUGAAGAACAUGUUUGACCCAAGCCUUGAGGUUCGCCACAUUAUCUAUUUAUUUUCACUUCAUAAUGUUGUUAUUCUAAAAAAAAUGAAAAAUUGGACAGACCGAGCCGGAUUUCGAUUUGGACAUCAAGGAAGAUGUCCAGGAGGAAUGUUCAAAGUUUGGCCCUUUGAAGCACAUCUUUGUGGAUAAGUAAGUGCUCAUUUCUUCAUGAAACUCCUGGUACCGGUAGUGUUGUGCCGCUAUCAGCGUUCUGGUGGAAACAGAUCUCUCAUCAUGCUUUUUACUCUCUCUCUCUCUCUCUCGCUCUUUAAGCAUAUUAAUUGUCUCACUUUCUGUCUUCGUUUGAAUAUUCUGCUGACAGAUUCAUCUGUUGAAGAUGUUCAAGUUUGACCCUUCAAACCUCGUUUCAUCCUCUUCUGCAGGAACAGCGCAGGCUAUGUGUACUUGCGUUUUGAGAGCGCCACCGCUGCUAUCAGCGCGCAGCGUGCUCUCCAUGGCAGGUGGUUCGCGGGGAAGAUGAUAACAGCAACUUUUAUGGUGAUCGCCCCUCGUCUAAUUCAUCCUCACCUCUUUCUCUCUCUCUCUCUCGCUCUCUCUCUCUCUCUCUCUCUCUCUCUCUCUCUCUCUCUCUCUCUCUUUUGAGUAUUUUUAUUUAUUUAUGUAAACAAUCUUCCUUGUUUCUAACCAGUCUUGGUACGACGAUCCUCAUUGCAUGCAGCUUCCGCCAACCUACCUGGCGAAAUUCCCCGAUAGUGGUUAA
Molecule: messenger RNA, 8066 nt
Organism: Spirodela intermedia
Lineage: Eukaryota; Viridiplantae; Streptophyta; Magnoliopsida; Alismatales; Araceae
Source: the annotation of a GenBank genome assembly